AUGUCGCUUCUCUGUGUCUUUUCUAUAAAUCCUUCCUGCAACCCCUUUCAAACCACCGACCAGUUCUCGUAUAUUCUCAAAUCACCGACCAGUUCUCGUAUAUUCUCAAAUCACCCACCAGUUCUCGCAACCCCUUUCAGACCACCGCUCAAUUCUCACAACCCCUUUCAGACCACCGGCCAGGUCUCGCAACACCUUUCAGACCACCGCUCAGUUCUCGAAUAUUCUCAAACCACCGGCCAGGUCUCGCAACCCCUUUCAAACCACCGACCAGUUCUCGGACAUUCCCAAAUCACCAACCAGUUCUCGCAACCCCUUUCAAACCACCGCUCAGUUCUUGUAUAUUUUCAAAUCACCGACCAGUUCUCGCAACCCCUUUCAGACCAGUGCUCAGUUCUCGAAUAUUCUCAAAUCACCGCUCAAUUCUCGCAACCCCUUUCAAACCACCGCUCAAUUCUCGCAUAUUCUCAAAUCACCGACCAGUUCUGGCACAUUCUGAAAUCACCGACCAGUUCUCGCAACCCCUUUCAGACCACCGCUCAGUUCUCGAAUAUUCUCAAAUCACCGCUCAAUUCUCGCAACCCCUUUCAGACCAGCGGCCAGGUCUCGCAACCCCUUUCAGACCACCGCUCAGUUCUCGAAUAUUCUCAAACCACCGGCCAGGUCUCGCAACCCCUUUCAAACCACCGCUCAAUUCUCGCAACCCCUUUCAGACCACCAACCAGUUCUCGCAACCCCUUUCAAACCACCGCUCAAUUCUCGCAACCCCUUUCAGACCACCGGUCAGGUCUCGCAACCCCUUUCAAACCACCGCUCAAUUCUCGCAUAUUCUGA
Acanthosepion pharaonis is the source of this 834-nucleotide messenger RNA. The record is from the annotation of a GenBank genome assembly. Lineage: Eukaryota; Metazoa; Mollusca; Cephalopoda; Sepiida; Sepiidae.